GGUCCUUGAUUGCCCCGUGAUCCUAGCACUUCGAUUAGGCCGUCUGUCCUGUGCAAUUAAGAUAAGUAAAUUAUGGUAGUGAGACCUGACGUGUGGGAAGCCCAGGGGAGUGACGAGCUAGACGGCUAGGCACUUUUGGACUUAGGUUUUUGUAGCUAAGCCGAUAGUCACCCAUGCUUGACAUAGUUGGGCACACCCGGGAUCAUUGCCACACUAUUACUGGGGCUUGCUUCAAAUGUGGCAAGCAGGGACAUCGGAUUGCAAAUUGUCCCCUAUUAGACCCCAAAGCUCAGAGUACUCAACCUACCUCUCCGCAGAGUUCUACCAGUCAGGGAGCGCAGAAACAGAGUACCGGGGUUCGGACAAGAGCCCAGCAGGCGAGAGUGCAAGUGAUGACUCACAAGGAAGUUGCGGCUACCGACGUAAUCACGGGUACCUUGCCUGUUAACUCUGAUUAUACGCAUGUUUUAUUUGAUUCGGGUGCAUCGCACUAUUUUAUUGCUCGAUCUUAUGCUUUGAAACGAGCUUUGCCUGUUGAUACCUCUGAUUGUGAACUGCAUGUGGACACCCCUUUAGGAGGGGUGAUGACUACUAAGGAGAUGUGUAGGACUGUAGAUAUUUAUAUUGAUGGUAGACAGCUGAGUGCUAGUUUGUUUGUGUUAGAUAUCUCUGAUUUUGAUAUCAUUUUGGGGAUGGAUUGGCUGUCAAAACAUUUUGCCUCUAUAGACUGUCAUCGGAAAUGGGUAAUUUUUAAUAUUCUUAGUGAGCCAGAAUUUAGUUUCCAAGGCAAUGGUUUUUUUGCUCCACCCAUGUUAGUAUCUGCCUUGCAGGCUCAGAAAUAUCUUGUAAAUGGUUGCCAGGGUUUCCUAGUCUCCGUUACUGAUGCUAGUAGUGUGACAUCGAGACUAGAGGACAUAUUGGUGGUGCGUGAGUUUCCGGAUGUGUUUCCGGAGGAUCUCCCAAGUUUACCUCUGGAUAGAGAGGUUGAAUUUGCCAUUGACCUUGUUCCUGGCACCGAACCCGUUUCCAAAGCACCAUACCUUAUGGCUCUUGCAGAAUUGAAGGAGUUAAAGGUUCAGCUGAAGGAACUCCUUGAGAAAGGGUUUAUACGCCCUAUUGUAUUACCUUGGGGAGCUCCAGUGUUGUUUGUCAAGAAGGAUGGGAGCAUGAGGCUAUGCAUUGAUUACUGGGAAUUGAAUAAGGUGAUUGUGAAGAAUUGGUAUCCCCUUCCUAGAAUUGAUGACUUAUUUGACCAGCUCAAGGGUGCUCAGGUAUUUUCUAAAAUUGAUCUUCAAUCUGGCUACCACCAGUUGAAGAUUAAACCGGAUGAUGUGCCAAAGACUACCUUUCGCACCCGUUAUGGUCAUUAUGAAUUCAUAGUCAUGCCAUUUGGCUUGACAAAUGCCCCUGCCAGAUUUAUGGAUUUGAUGAAUCGGGUGUUUAGCAAGUACCUAGAUCAAUUCGUGGUUGUCUUCAUUGACGACAUUUUGAUCUACUCUUCUAGCCGCACUCUUCAUGAAAAGCACUUAAGGACAGUCCUCGAGACAUUGAGGAGUGAGAGGCUAUUUGCUAAAUUUAAGAAGUGUGAAUUAUGGCUAGACAAUGUUGCAUUCCUAGGUCACGUGGUGACUAAGGAUAGAAUCUCUGUUGACCCCCAGAAGAUUGAGGCCGUGGUUGAUUGGAAAAGGCCAAAUAGUGUUGCAGAAAUCCGUAGUUUUCUGGGAUUGGCUGGUUAUUGCCGCCGAUUUGUGGGGGAUUUCUCUAGAAUUGCUCUGCCAAUGACUCGUCUUAUCAGGAAGGACACCAAGUUUGAGUGGACCCCAGAGUGUGAGAAGAGCUUUUUGACCUUGAAGGAGAAGUUGGUCACUGCUCCUGUACUUGCACUUCUAAUUAAUGGGGAAAAAUUCACUAUAUAUAGUGAUGCCUCUAAAAAGGGUUUGGGAUGUGUCUUGAUGCAAAAAGAUAGGGUUAUUGCAUAUGCUUCUCGGCAGUUAAAGCCUUAUGAAGAAAAUUACCCUACCCAUGAUCUGGAGUUGGCAGCUGUAGUAUUUGCACUCAAGAGCUGGAGGCAUUAUCUAUAUGGUGAGACUUGUGAAAUCUUCAUUGAUCACAAGAGCCUUAAGUAUAUUUUCACUCAAAAAGAGCUUAAUAUGAGGCAGAGGCGAUGGCUUGAACUUUUAAAGGACUACGACUGGACCAUUAGCUACCAUCCGGGCAAGGCUAACAAGAUACUUGAGGACAUGUUGAGGGCUUGUGUUCUAGAUUGGAAGGGUUCGUGGGAUCAACACUUAUCCAUGGCUGAAUUCGCAUACAAUAAUAGUUAUCAGUCCAGCAUCUACAUGGCACCGUUUGAGGCUUUGUAUGGUCGAAGGUGUAGAUCACCUGUUUGUUGGAUGGAAGUGGGCGAAAGGAGCAUUUUAGGCCCAGAAUUGGUGCAGCAAUCUUCUAAGAUUGUGCAAUUGAUCAAGGAACGCCUUCGUGCUGCACAAAGCAGGCAGAAAAGCUAUGUGGAUAAAAGGAGACGAGACCUUGAGUUUGAAGUUGGUGACCAUUAUGUUCCCGACCCGAGUCACAUCAUUAAUCCCGAACCAAUUCAACUCCGGGAGGAUCUUACUUAUGACGAGCACCCGAUCCACAUUUUAGAUUUCAAGGAGAGGAUAAUGCGGAGAAGGACCAUUCGUUUUGUUAAGGACCUCUGGAUAACCAUUCGAGAAGCCACCGGAUUUGCUGUCUUCUCCCCUCCCUUGUCGCCGGCUGUUGUUGGGUACAAGUCUUGGUUUUUCUGUCUGCGUGAAGCUCCUCCAAUUCUCGUCGGUCCUCCUAUACUCGUUAGCUCCAACUUUGCUUGUUGGGAAUUUUUGGUCAUUGAUUGCCCCGUGAUCCUAGCACUUGGAUUAGGUUGUCUGUCAUGUGCAAUUAAGGUAGUGAGACCUGACGCGUGGGAAGCCCAGGGGAGUGACAAGCUAAACGGCUAGGCACUUUUGGACUUAGGUUUUUGUAGCUAAGCCGUUAGUCACCCAUGCUUGACAUAGUAAAUUUUGUGUACAUAAUUUAGUGUUAGUCAUGAUUGUAUAUAUGAAGUGAUAAAUUUUGUACAUCUGA
This is a messenger RNA of Rubroshorea leprosula, 3102 nucleotides long. The record is from the annotation of a GenBank genome assembly. NCBI's taxonomy places the organism in Eukaryota, Viridiplantae, Streptophyta, Magnoliopsida, Malvales, Dipterocarpaceae.